UGGUGGGCUCCAUUCAGGCGUUCCUCAACGGUGUGGAGCACUGAGUUUCGACUGAGUACUGAUCGUGAUAGUGCCUGGGAAAUCAACGUGCCGUGUGGUGCUCCAGUCCAUUGAUCGACGAUGCGGCGUUUUCUCGUGGUGUGCUUCCUUGUCGUGGCAGCGACUGCUGUCGGCGAGAAUGAGGACUUGGAUGUUGAGUGGGAGACAUUCAAAGCAAAUUACGGAAAGUCAUACUCGUCCGAGGCUGAAGAGCAAUUCAGAAUGACGGUGUAUAUGAACAACAAACUGAAGGUUGCCAAGCACAACGAGCAAUACGCGGAAGGCAAAGUUUCUUUUCAACUCGCAAUGAACAAGUUUAGCGAUCUGUUGCACGAAGAGUUCGUCCGUUCCCGCAACGGCUUCAGAAGAAUCAGGCCUGUAAAGCAGGCCUCUACCUACAUGGAGCCAGCGAACAUCGGAGACGUCUGCUUCCCGCAAACGGUGGACUGGAGGAAGAAGGGCGCUGUCACACCGGUCAAGAACCAGGAGCAAUGCGGAUCUUGCUGGGCUUUUAGUGCGACGGGAUCGUUGGAAGGGCAGCAUUUCCUCAGGACGGGAAAGCUCGUCCCUCUGAGUGAACAAAACCUUGUCGACUGUUCUGAUGACUUCGGGAACCUCGGCUGCAGUGGUGGUGUAAUGGACGACGCCUUCCGGUACAUCAAGGCCAAUGGAGGCAUCGACACCGAGAAGAGCUAUCCCUACACUGGCGAGGAUGGUCAAUGCGUCUUCGACAAGUCCAACGUUGGCGCUACCGACACUGGCUUUGUGGACGUCCAGACAGGCGACGAGACGCAGCUCAUGAAGGCUGUGGCUUCGGUCGGCCCAAUAUCGGUCGCCAUCGACGCGAGUCACCUAUCUUUCCAGUUUUACGCUCAAGGCGUCUACGACGAGCCAGAAUGCUCCAGCGAAAGGUUUGACCAUGGUGUGCUGGCAGUUGGCUACGGCAACCUGGGUGGCAAGGACUACUGGCUGGUGAAAAAUAGCUGGGGAGCUGACUGGGGGCAGGAAGGCUACAUCCUGAUGAGCCGAAACAAGAAAAACCAGUGCGGAAUCGCAAGCAACGCCAGCUACCCACUGGUGUAACUUUUUUUAUGUGCACAUUUAUGUUUGAGGGAUGACACUUAUUUUUUUU
Messenger RNA from Ixodes scapularis (black-legged tick), 1171 nucleotides. Its product is annotated as procathepsin L-like. Lineage: Eukaryota; Metazoa; Arthropoda; Arachnida; Ixodida; Ixodidae. The coding region runs from base 121 to 1122 and encodes 333 amino acids. The record is from RefSeq and is a predicted model, not a curated record. Gene Ontology annotation, biological process: immune response. Gene Ontology annotation, cellular component: lysosome. Gene Ontology annotation, molecular function: cysteine-type endopeptidase activity. The transcript is spliced from 8 exons.